This is a messenger RNA of Penicillium macrosclerotiorum, 1557 nucleotides long. RefSeq lists its product as uncharacterized. Gene Ontology annotation, molecular function: transmembrane transporter activity. The transcript has 6 exons. Lineage: Eukaryota; Fungi; Ascomycota; Eurotiomycetes; Eurotiales; Aspergillaceae. Bases 1 to 1557 code for a protein of 518 amino acids. Gene Ontology annotation, cellular component: membrane. The record is from RefSeq and is a predicted model, not a curated record. Gene Ontology annotation, biological process: transmembrane transport.
AUGGAGCAGAUAUCACAGGCAAACUCGGAUCCUGGAAAAAUGGAAUUUAUCAAGGGAGGCCCGUUACAACAGCUUCCUCUCCCACCCGAACUCGCACCUUGGGAAAAUCAUGCUCUCGAGGCGCUUGAGAGGGGACUUGUUUGCAGACUUGACAUUUGCUUACUACCUGCUGUGAUUAUACUCUUCUUGAUGAACAUACUUGAUCGAAACAAUAUUGCGAAUGCCAAAGUUGCUGGGUUACCCGAUACUCUUGGCAUAUCAAACACUCAAUACAACACUUGUCUCAUGAUUUUCUAUCUUCCGUCAAAUCUUGUGAUUACUCGAGUUCAACCAUCGGUGUACAUUGGCGUUGUUACCGCAGGAUGGGGUGUGGUCUCCAUGUGCCAGGCUUUCACACAAAACUUCACUGGGCUCUUCAUUUGUCGAUUUAUUCUAGGGUUGGUAGAAGGACCGUUCCUGCCGGGAGUUUUCUUCUUGAUGUCAUGUUGGUAUAAAAGAUCAGAAUUACCUCCGCGAAUUGCUCUUCUUUAUGGUGCGAAUAUGCUGGCCAGCGCUUUUGGCGGCCUUAUUGCGGCAGGGAUCGUUGCGCGCAUGGAAGGCAAAAUGGGAAGACCGGCAUGGGAAUGGCUUUUUAUUAUUGAAGGGUCUAUGACUAUUGCAAUUGCAUUACUCGUCAUUCCAUUCAUUCCCGAUUACCCAGGAUCUACAAAGCGGCGGUGGAUUACGCAUCAACAUCAACUUCUUGCCACCACUUAUCCUAAUUAUGCACCAAUUCUUUACAAAAGGCUAACUAUGAGGCAGGACUGGCGGCUACGGAAUGAAAAUGCAGGUCUUAUCGACGAUGACCCGGAUUCCACUCUGUGGGGUGUUAAACAAGCAUUCAUGGAUCCUAAGCUGUACAUGUUCGUUGGUCUUCAAAUGGCUCUUAUUACGGCACAAUCCUUCAAUAACUUCUUCCCUUCCAUCGUCGGCACUCUAGGGUACAAUGAUACAAUCACACUCCUACUCACGUCCCCACCAUAUGCCUUUGCAUUUUUAUGUUCAUUGGCAAUCUCAUUCCAUGCGGCUCACAAGCAAGAAAGAGGAUUUCACAUUGCAGUUCCCUUGCUUUUUGCACUCCUGGGUAAUUUAAUGGCUAUGUUCAUACCAACCACUGGGGGCAGAUACUUCAGCAUGUUCCUUAUGACGGCUGGCUCAUAUUCACCAUAUAACCUAUGUGUUUCUUGGUUGAGCUCUUCACUGCCACGGCCUAAAACAAAACGCGCUACCUCACUGGCAUUUGUCAAUUUAAUGGGGGCUGGUGUCGCCCAUUUCUAUACUUCAUAUAUGUUUCCGGAUUCCCAGAAGCCCCGGUACUAUGCUGGCGGUGGGGUUAUGAGCGGUGCUUGCCUAUUCUGCGCUAUAAUGGCUCUCGGUAUCAAGUGGCACCUGAAGCGUGAGAAUUCCAGGAUAGAGAAAGCUGAAUUGGAGGAAGGGACUUUCGUAGGCUCGGCGAUUGCAGGAUCAAAGACUGGACUUCAGGCAGAUGGGGUUGUGUCUUUCCGAUAUGUGCACUAA